AUGCGCCAGAUGACAUGGCUAUCUUGUGGCAACGUCUCUUACGCUUUGGUCGAACAACACACAAAUCUCUACAGGCAAUGCAACGAUAUGACGGAAGGAUAUCGAUGGAAUGCAUCACGCAGUCAACAGCUCUACGCUUCCUCGUGCUACUGGUUUGUUGGCGAUCCAUCUGAAAAAUGGCGAAUUUUGUACACGAAUUGGCCAAUCGACAUUUUCUGCUUUCUCUGCGCUCUCGUUGCAGCAUUGUGUCAAAUGGCAGGCGUCUUCAACAGUCUACAGACCCAAAAGGAGCAGCUGGUCUUCCGCUUUUUGAUAACCACCGUAAUUCUCUACACAAUUUCCAUAUUAAUUACUACCUACAUCAUACACGCAACAAACAUUCGGACACCAACAAAUGAGGCUCAAGCGAUGUACUACUGUGAAAUAGGUUGGAGUCUAAUAUGCGCUUGUAUCGCUGUAGUACUCACCGGAAUUGCUUCAUAUAUCUUCAUCAGAGAACAUCGCUCUGCACGUGAACGACAGGUUAGCAUCCGAAGAAGAAAACAGAUUCACAACGCAAUCAUGUCAUCAUGCCGUGAAGAGGUUGCCAUGGCUAUCAGAGCUCGAAUGACUGUUCUUUGA
Molecule: messenger RNA, 621 nt
Organism: Ostertagia ostertagi
Lineage: Eukaryota; Metazoa; Nematoda; Chromadorea; Rhabditida; Trichostrongylidae
Source: the annotation of a GenBank genome assembly